Prunus armeniaca (apricot) is the source of this 2526-nucleotide messenger RNA. The record is from the annotation of a GenBank genome assembly. Lineage: Eukaryota; Viridiplantae; Streptophyta; Magnoliopsida; Rosales; Rosaceae.
AUGGAGGAUGUAGCUGGCCCUGGAAAUGCCGGUGGGGACCCACAUUCGUCCCCACCUCCUCCGACCAUACCCCCUAAUUUGAAGCCAGAACUAGUGGCUCCUCCUAAAUAUUCUAUUAUGAGUAGGUGUGGGACUGGAACUACUGGACAAACGAUACCGUUGCUUGCAAACCACUUUAAAGUUUCUGUGAAUGUUCCAGAUGCUGUUUGUAUUACUUCAGAAGAUAAGAUAGCUGUUGAAGGCAAGGGAAUUGGGAGAAAACUGAUUGACAGGCUUUAUCAAACAUACUCUUCAGAACUUGGUGGUAAAAAGUUUGCAUAUGAUGGGGACAAAGCUCUGUACACACUGGGUCCUCUGCCACAGAGAAGGCUUGAGUUUUCUGUUGUGCUGGAGGAGACAUUUGCAAAGCAUGAAAAUGGGAGCCCCCUGGCUGACAAACGGUCAAGACGUUCUUUUCGGUCAAAAACUUUCAACGUAGAAAUAAGCUAUGCUGCCGAAAUACCUCUGAAGUCAAUCGCUCUUGCCCUGAGAGGAGUGGAUAUAGAUAAUACUCAAGAUGCAUUGAAAGUGCUUGAUAUCAUUCUGCGGCAGCAAGCAGCUAACAGGGGGUGUCUUCUAGUACGACAAUCAUUCUUUCAUGAUGACUCCAGAAACUUUGUUGAUGUUGGAGCAGGUGUAAAGGGUGUUCGGGGAUUUCAUUCCAGUUUCCGUCCAACACAGGGUGGCUUGUCCUUGAAUAUGGAUGUAUCUACAACGAUGAUCCUAACGCCUGGACCUGUCAUUGAUUUUCUGAUAACCAACCAGGAUGUACGAGAAGCUCGCUACAUUGAUUGGGUUAAGGCCAAGAAAAUGCUGAAAAAUAUGAGGAUUAACACAAGGCACCGUAACAUGGAAUUCAAAGUAAUAGGCUUAAGUGAGAAGCCCUGUAAUCAACAAUAUUUCCCUAUGAAGUUAAAAAGUGGCAAUGGCACAACUGAGGGACAGACUGUGGAGAUUACUGUGUAUGAGUAUUUUACUAAGCACUGUGGUGUAGAACUCACCUCUUCCCAAUACAUGCCAUGCCUUGAUGUUGGCAAGCCAAAAAGGCCCAACUAUCUGCCACUGGAGCUCUGUUCGCUUGUUUCACUACAACGGUAUACAAAGGCUUUAUCUUCAAUGCAGAGGGCAUCCUUAGUUGAAAAAUCAAGGCAGAAGCCUCAUGAAAGAAUACGAACUGUGACUGAUGCAGUGAAAAAAUACCAGUAUGAUGAUGAUCCUAUGCUUGCUACAUGUGGUAUUUCUAUAGAGAAGCAAUUGACUCAGGUCAAUGGCCGUGUUCUCGAGACUCCGAAGUUAAAGGUUGGUAACAGUGACGACUGCAUCCCUCAUAAGGGACGAUGGAAUUUCAACAAUAAGCUUAUUGAACUUAAUUCUGCUUGCAAUUCCCUAAUCUACCAGACACUUUUCAACCCUACUCGCAUUGACCGUUGGCUUGUUGUCAACUUCUCUGCACGCUGUGAUACCAGUCAUAUCUCACGGGAACUUAUCAACUGUGGGAGGAAGAAGGGCAUUUUUAUUGAGCGUCCCUUUACAUUACUUGAAGAAGAUCCACAAUGUAGAAGACAAAGCCCUGUUGCAAGAGUUGAAAAGAUGUUCGAACAGAUUCUAGCUAAGCUUCCAGGGGAACCUCAAUUCAUUCUUUGUGUCUUACCAGAGAAAAAAAAUUGUGAUAUAUAUGGACCUUGGAAGAAAAAAAGUCUUAGUGAGUUCGGGAUUGUCACACAAUGCAUUUCCCCUUCCAAGAUUAAUGAUCAGUACCUGACAAAUCUUGGAGGUAUAAAUUCUUUGUUGGCAAUAGAGCACUCCUCAUGUGUUCCUCUGGUUAAUGAUACUCCUACAAUGAUUCUGGGGAUGGAUGUCUCUCAUGGGUCUCCUGGUCGCUCAGAUAUUCCUUCUGUUGCUGCGGUUGUUGGCUCUCGAAGCUGGCCACUUAUUUCAAGGUACAGAGCAGCUGUUAGAACACAAUCUCCUAAGCUAGAGAUGAUUGAUGCUCUGUACAAGCCACUUGAAAAUGGAACUGAUGCUGGUAUUAUCAGGGAACUGCUUGUGGACUUCUAUAAAACAAGCAACGGACGUAAACCAACUCAGAUUAUUGUCUUCAGGGACGGAGUCAGCGAAUCACAAUUUAAUCAAGUCUUGAACAUCGAGCUGGACCAAAUCAUAAAGGCUUACCAGCACCUUGGGGAGGUUGAUGUUCCAAAGUUUACUGUGAUUGUUGCUCAGAAAAAUCAUCACACGAAGCUAUUUCAAACCGGGGGUUCCACUGAUAAUGUUCCACCUGGGACAGUUGUGGACACAAAUAUUGUGCAUCCAAGGAAUUAUGAUUUCUACAUGUGUGCUCAUGCAGGAAUGAUUGUAAGCACCCGCCCCCUUACCCAUUGUUUCAGAGGAACUUCGCGGCCAGCGCACUAUCAUGUCCUGGUUGAUGAGAUUGGAUUUUCUCCUGAUGGCUUGCAAAACCUAAUCCACUCCCUUUCUUACGUGUAA